Messenger RNA from Nelumbo nucifera (sacred lotus), 2064 nucleotides. RefSeq names its product Outward rectifying potassium channel protein (gene KCO1). Gene Ontology annotation, biological process: stabilization of membrane potential; potassium ion transmembrane transport. NCBI's taxonomy places the organism in Eukaryota, Viridiplantae, Streptophyta, Magnoliopsida, Proteales, Nelumbonaceae. Gene Ontology annotation, molecular function: potassium ion leak channel activity; outward rectifier potassium channel activity. The record is from RefSeq and is a predicted model, not a curated record. Gene Ontology annotation, cellular component: plant-type vacuole membrane; plasma membrane.
GCAUCUGAAUCGGAUGCAUCAUACGGGAUUCAAAGCAUGAUAAUGGUGGGUGGGAGUGUGCGACUGAAUUUUUUUUCUUAGCAGAGCCAAAAACCAUCCAAAGCAAACCAUAUUUUUCGAGUCAGCAGUGUCUCUGUGAGAUCUACCUCGUUUUUUCUUCAAAAAAGUUCUACUUCUACCUCGUUUCCCUUUCCUCUUCAUUUCUCGUGUCCUUCCUUUGUUGAGUAAGCAAGCAUGUCUUUGUAUCAUUCUUUCGUUUCCGGUGGCGGUGGUAACCUGUUAACUUUCUCCUUUUCAUUUCUACCAAACCGUUUUGACUGGUUAUCAUUCUAAUCGUUUGUGUUUCUUUACUUGUUCAAACGCUGCGCGUGCAUCUGCGCUAUGUGGAUCUGGUGAGCUUGUGUUUCACAUUCCGGAAAAGCAAUUCGAGUUCCUUCUCAAAGGAAUCAUCAAGUAAAUCUGCUCUGCUGAUGGCCCAAAAUAGCGAAGAACAGUCCUUGCUGGUGGGGUUAUUAGACCCUUCCUCUCAACCCAAUCAGAACAACACCACAAAGAAAAGAAGGUACAGCCGCUGCAAAAGUGCUCCUAUAGCAGAAUUUACUCUUCCAAAGAAAGAUGGGAGAGGCAUACUUCCACGUUCUGAAUCCAUCUUUGGCAAAUUCCAUCCCAGUUUCAUGAAAGUAGUUAUCUUCUUGUCUCUCUACCUAGGCGUAGGUACCCUCUGCUUUGUCCUUGCUAAGAAUCAGAUCAAAGGUGAGAAAACAAACGGGAUUCUUGAUGCUGUGUAUUUCUGUGUGGUGACAAUGACCACUGUUGGAUAUGGAGACCUUGUGCCUAAUAGCACUCUCACAAAAUUACUUGCUUGUGCUUUUGUUUUCAUGGGAAUGGCUCUUGUUGGGCUAAUUCUUAGUAAUGCAGCAGAUUAUCUCGUAGAAAAGCAAGAAGUAGCCUUGGUUAAAGCCCUAAAUAUGUAUAACAAUGUUGGGGAAUUUGAUAUUCUCAAGGAGAUUGAGACCAACAAAAUAAAAUACAAGUUUCUUCUGAACUUGAGCCUGCUUUUGCUGUUAAUUAUGGCUGGAACAAUCUUCUUAACUAGAGUUGAGAAUUUGGAUAUUGUUGAUGCCUUCUACUGCGUUUGUUCCACUAUAACAACUUUAGGGUAUGGGGAUAAGAGCUUCUCAACUGAAAUGGGCCGUAUCUUUGCUGUCUUUUGGAUACUCACCAGUACUAUUUGUGUAGCUCAGUUCUUUCUCUACCUUGCUGAGCUCUACACUGAGCAUAGACAAAACUUGCUUGUAAAAUGGGUUCUCACUAGGAAGCUGACACUGGUAGAUCUUGAGGCAGCAGACCUUGAUGAUAAUGGUGCAGUUGGUUCUACUGAAUUUGUCAUAUACAAACUCAAAGAGAUGGGAAAGAUCAGUGAAGAAGAUAUUGCGCUUAUAAUGAGGGAGUUUGAAAAUCUUGAUGUUGAUCAGUCGGGGACAUUGUCAGCAUCCGAUUUAUUGCUUCCACAAUCAUCUCAAGCAGAGAAAUGACACUGUUCCUUUCUUUCCCUUAGCAAACAGAAAACCAAGUAAUACCAUGUUGGGGUUGUUGGCUGCUACCUUCUUGAAAUCUUUGUAGAAAUAUUUCACGGCCUUGUAUAACCAAUCCAAUCUUAACCCAAGUGAAGGAGUUACUUGAGAAUAGUUAUUUGCUUAUCUCUUCUGAUCAGGAUUUUCUUUAGCACAUUAGAAAUUUACAGUGGGAAGAGCAUUCACUUUCAUUACAUCAUGGAGUAUCAAGUUUCUAUCUUUAUUUUCUAGCUAGACAAGCUACUUGGCCCUUUAUACACCGAGGGUGAUCUUCCUUCGUAUUAUCCAUCUUCUAUAAUAAAGUAAGCUUAUAAUUUAUUACAGUUGCCUUGUUGUUGGGUGGUCAUUAAAUUAUCCCCUUGACAUGUUAGUUGAAAUAGCAGUCAAUCCUUGGUCCAUUCUAUUGCGUGAGAUUGAAGGGGAGGAUUCCCGCGCUUGCCAAGUCACCGUAAAUUGUAAAUUCUGUUUUCUAAUGAGAAAUUAUUAGUUU